This is a messenger RNA of Cololabis saira (Pacific saury), 1977 nucleotides long. RefSeq names its product afadin- and alpha-actinin-binding protein B. The transcript is spliced from 13 exons. Bases 560 to 1879 code for a protein of 439 amino acids. NCBI's taxonomy places the organism in Eukaryota, Metazoa, Chordata, Actinopteri, Beloniformes, Belonidae. The record is from RefSeq and is a predicted model, not a curated record.
AACAAGAUCUAUGAAUUGCAGCUUUCUGUUUUUCACUGUUAAAGUAAAAGCACAGAGACGGAGGGAUAUCACUUCUAGGAAUUACUUCUGGGUCAAGUCAUUGUAAAUUGAAUAGGAUGGAUCUUGGUGCAGGACUAAAACAAUGAUGUACUGUGGCAUUUAGUCACAUGUUCCAACUCUGCAGGAUAUUUCCAGUAAACACAGUUGGCUCAUUUAUAGAUAAAUACAACUUUUUUUUUUUUUAAAGCUCAAAGUCAGUCGAUAGGAGAUACACGUGCUAACUUGAUGUUCAUUCUGCAACACUGUCUCAGCUCUGCAGACAAUGAAAGCAGCUGAGCCGUGAGACUGGCUGUGUUUCAUUAGGGCUGCCCCUCCCAGUGGCUCAUUUCUGCUGACUCAAAUGAGUCGUGCUCAUGAGGAGCGACCUGAGUUUGGGCUUUAAGAGCCAGUUUGCCAAACUGAAGCUCAGUCUACUCAUUGCUCACCCAGUAAUUAGCAGAAGUACCUGCACCUGUUAAUGAAAGAAGUACCUUCCAGCUGAGGAAGUUUGACUGCUCAGAUGGCUUCCAGCUUUGGCCAGAGGAAAGUCAGAAGACGGCAGGAGUACUCUGCUACAGAUCAGCUGCUUCAUGAACCCAAUCCUUUGAAAAACUAUCGUCACAGCGCUUCCUGGUGGGCUGACGAAGAUGUGCACAGAGAACAAGGAGACUCACUCAGGGAGCAACUAAAAGAGUUGGAUGACCAUGUGGCCAGGCUUCAGGACAUGCUGAGAAGUGAACGGUGCAAAUGCUCGAAACUACAGCUGCGGUGUAACCAGCAGGAGGCAGAGCUGAGGCGUCGAGAGCUGAACAUGAGCAGACUGAAGGAGAAGCUGUCACAGAUGACUGACAGACACAGGGAAAAGAGACCCUCCAUAGAGGUCCUGAACUUCCCACCUGGAGGCAGAGGCAAAAGGGAGAAGCCUAGCAGAGUUUUGGGGUUCACAUCAAAACAGGAGGAAGCAGCUCUACGUCUGAUGCUGGAGCGCAGAGAAGCAGAGCUGAGAGAGGCCAUGAAGCUGCGCCACAGCCUCACCACUUUGCUGCAUGCACUAAGAGUUGACAUGGAGCAGUUCCUGUCAGAUAGGGUGGACGUAUCCCCAGAUGAAGACAAAAGGCUGGAUCGCACUGAGGCAGGACUUGGUGAACAUGUGACAGGAGGAGUCAUUCAGAGUUGGAGGCAGGUGCAGAAGAAACUCCAAAAUGUCUUAUCUAAUGGCCUCACUACUGCUGGGACUGACCAGGAGAAGCUCCUGGUUCAACUAGAAACUGAGCUACAAGAGACUCAGCAGCUUGUCAGAGUACAGCAGCAACUGUUCCAAGACAGCGUCUCCUCGGAGGUUUCCUCUGAACUGUCGGAAUCCUACUAUUUGGAAGAGUGGGAACGUCUCCAGAUGUGCUGGGCAGAGCUGAAUCAUCAGAGGAGGACUUUUGAACGAGAGCGGCAGGCUUUUACUGACGCCGCCAUCCGACUCAGUUAUGAGCGUCGUGAUUUUGAACAAAGAAAAGCGUCUCUUGUGAAGCAGCACUACCUGUGUGACUCACCUCUGUUUGGGACGGGGAGCCCUGCUCUCGUUCUCCCUGGGGUGGAACCUGCUGAUGUAUCUGGGUGUCUUCCCAUCACUCCAUCAUCCACGGAGUCUGAAAACACUGGCGUUUCUGGUUUAUGUGAGGGAAGAGCUCGAGUUCGAACUCCCAGCACCGCUGAACUGUACUCUGCCCUAAAUCUGUCAUACGGCUGCAGGUCCGACCAGCUUGAUCAGCCGUCAGACACGUGGGAUGGGAGGGUAGACAACAGGGUCCACACACCUUGGCCUCCACAUUUGGACUGGUCCGUUUAAUGCAAUGCCGAUAAUGAAUCAUAGCAGUUAAAACUACAUUGUCCUCCUUUUUUUUUUUUCUGUUUUUGACAAACAAUAAAAAGAUUUCUAUUUUUUUA